Molecule: messenger RNA, 2994 nt
Organism: Alternaria rosae
Lineage: Eukaryota; Fungi; Ascomycota; Dothideomycetes; Pleosporales; Pleosporaceae
Product: heterokaryon incompatibility protein-domain-containing protein
Exons: 2
Coding region: 1-2994 (997 amino acids)
Source: RefSeq, a predicted model, not a curated record
AUGGACCGACACGAGCCAACCUUCGCGAAGAUACGAGACAGGUCAUACAGUCUGGAAGAAAGCGAGGAUGUUUCAGUCACUCUCUCAUGCGAUUUAGUAAGCUUGGAUCAAGACUCUCCAUUACUUGGAUCUGGACAUCUCGGAGAUGUAAAAAUACCCAGAUUCCAUCACCAUGCUCAAGAUCAAGAAUCUUUCCAACCCGCGCAGAAAAGUACUGAGGAACACGAUAGUUUCUACACACCUGCAAACGGUAAAUUCUACCUCGCCAGGCCCUACACCCAGCUCAAAUCGCAGCUCAAAGAGUUCAGAUUGCUCCGAGUGCACCCGCGACAACCGUUGUGGCAGCAUUAUGACAAAAACACGAGUUGGAACGCGAGCCAUGCGUCCAAGCUGAAUAGAAACCAGGAAAUACUUGCAUGUGAAAUGGAGAAGACUUCGCUUAUGAGGGUCGGCGACAACUAUACCACUCUGUCGUACUGUGCAGGUGAUCCGCACAAGACAGCUAUAAUUCUUGUUGAUGGUAUCCCCUUCAAUGCGUUUGCGAACCUAGAGCACGCGAUCGACAGGCUAUGGGCUCACUGGACGUCCACUCACCCCAGGGAAGAACCGCUACUGUUAUGGGCUGAUCAGAUUAGUAUUAACCAAAGCGACAAAGAUGAACGCUCACAGCAGGUUCAGAUCAUGCGCGACAUCUAUCGCCGAAGUUCCGAGACCUAUGUCUGCUUGUCUGUUCCAACUAUCAAAGAUUGCUUAUCGUGGACGCCUGGAAUCCUUGCCUGCUCCAACCUAAAGGAUGCGAUGCCGUCGCGUAGGGAGGCAGACCAGGGCGUGAAAUUAUUGCAACAUUUAUUGCUAGAGCUUCUCAGAGGGGGGAACAAAGGCGCAAAGUCACGCGCGAUCGCAUCCGAGCCUACAGCUGUCGUUGACUUGGUUCCAAAUGAUGAAGAGUCAUUAGGUGGAGUUUCUAUCACGACUUUCCAAACUAGUUUAGCAUCAUUCAUCACCAACUCGUGGUGGCGAAGAUCUUGGGUAUACCAAGAGUUUCUCUCUGCCAACUCUAUCUACUUCAUGUCGGGAUCUAUCACCUUACGAUGGCACGACUUAUCUCCACUCGUCGAGUUCGUCUGCAAUGGGCUGGAACAGUUCACAGAAGAUGUUCGUAAGCACUUUGAGUCACAGGUGACCGAGGAGAUGGAAUCCAAGCAUCGCGAAGAGCUGGAGAUUGAACGAAGUCUAUGGAGAGAAGAGAAAGAAAGGCUGCUGCGAAAGAAACAGCAGAGACUUCGAGAAGAACAAGAGAGAAAACGUACCUUUGAAGAGGCAAAGCGGCAUAAGCAGUAUGAAGAACAACAGAAAAGGCGCAAGGCCGAAGAGCACAUGGCAGCCCAAAUUCGGUUGCAGGAGCGUGAGGAGAGAUACAGGCAAGAGCAAAGACGUUACGAUGAAGAAAGUUUAUCGCAGUGGAACGCAGCAUGCGAGCAGCAGCGACAUCAAAGGAAGGAGUUUGAGAAAAAACAGCGUGACGAUGUGUUCCAAGAGAGAGUUCGCCUGAGCUACCAGAUGAAAUCUAUUACAAAGGUUCUGCAUCCAAUGAAGGUCGUGCGACUUCAUCGGCGGCUCAAAAAGCUUGGUCGCUUCGGGCUCGAAGUCAUGAAGCCUAUAGACGACCAAAUACAGAUAGUCAAGCAAGCUGCAGCGAUUGGACGCAGCGCCAAGGCCGAGAAGAAACUCAAUCAGAGGUGUGGAUGGCGAUUGCACGCACCAGAACGCGUUCAUGCCCUCCACACAUUGGACAAAGUGCCCGAAAUGUCGAACGACUUUGUACCCAGCACAAUUACACCGCCCAUGAAACCAAAGUUGUCGCUGUCACUUCUAACCCCGCAUCUCAUCCAAGGUGAGAAUUCGACAGACUCACAGAGCAGUCGCAUAUACCACGCAAGUAAUGCUCGAGAAGUGCGUUCUGCAGAUCGACAGCUCGGAUCGAGAACGGCAGCGAUUCGAGCUUGGGACCGCUACCCGACACCAGUACCACCUUCAAACCCGGAAGCGAACGUGGAAGAUGCCAGACUGUCGCCAAUAUCUUCACACGACGCAAGCGAAAUCAUCGAGGAAGAAGCCUUGCCCGACCGCCGAGACAUCAGUCGUGUGAGACUAGGGGGUCAAGAGAUCGAACGACGCGAUAAAAUCACUCGCUUGCAGGAUGAAUUCCGUCGGCUCGACAGAUCCGCACUGGCAUCAAUCGUCAAAGGGAAGAAGGACUUCCGGCGCCAUUCCGAUUUGGUGGUUCUUCUGCAACACUCUCGGAAUUGCUUAGCAUCAGACUCUCGUGAUAGGAUCUAUGCAUUCAUUGGACUCGCAGAACCCGGCUACAAUAUUAUACCCAGCUACGAAGGUACUAAUAAGCUAGAGCAUGUCUUGAUCCAGACUGCUAAGAGCAUCAUACGUCGCGACAAGUCACUCCGUGUUCUCGAGCAUGUACAUCGUGGUCGCGCGAAUCUAGGCGUAAGACUACCUUCGUGGGUUCCAGACUGGACGAGCAAAGAGACGAUGUAUGGCAUUGAUAACCAUGAGUGGGACAAGGCGACUCCCUUCAAUGCGGGUAACGACACCAAUGCACUCUACCAGUUCCAGAGCCAUGCCGAAGAUGACUUGUACGAGUAUCUGAACGUCAAGGGUGUGGUUGUGGGCGAGAUCGAAAGGAUUGAGGAGCCGAAGUUUGAUCAUGUGUCUUCGCUUAUACUGUCCGGUGGAGCUUGGGUCUUUGGUCCAAGGGCUGCUCGGGAAGGUGACGAGGUUUGGGUUAUGUAUGGCGCGAGAAGACCGGCAGUGCUAAGAAAUGAGGGCGUAGACAGAUACAGUUAUCUUGGCGAUGCUGUGAUAUGUGAGGAUACUGAGUAUACCGGACAUGAUGCUUUCUCGGCUAUCAUGUAUGGACAGUUGGUGGAGGAUGUGAACUCAGGAAAAGCUACGGCGAGCGAGGCCUGGCUUGUAUAG